Rotaria socialis is the source of this 1122-nucleotide messenger RNA. The record is from the annotation of a GenBank genome assembly. NCBI's taxonomy places the organism in Eukaryota, Metazoa, Rotifera, Eurotatoria, Philodinida, Philodinidae.
AUGAAAAUAGCUGUUAUAGGUCUUGGUGGAACCGGUAGUGCGGCACUUCGUUUUCUUGCUCAGUCCGGUCAUAAUGCCGUAGGUUAUGAACAGUUUCAUAUCGGCCAUGCGCAUGGCAGUUCACAUGGAGAAUCACGAAUCAUUCGUUACACCUAUCCAGAUGUUUUAUAUACUCAAAUGAUGAGUGAUUCAUAUAAACUAUGGUUCGAUUUGGAGAAAGAAGCGGAAGAAGAAUUAUUUAUUCGAUGUGGCGGUCUCUAUUUUGGUGAUAAAAAUGAUCGAGAUGUUUUAGCUACUGAACAAGCAUUAAUCGACUCGAAUUUACCCUAUGAACGAUUAAAUGCUGAACAAGUCAAAGAAAAACAUCCUGCGUUUCAUUUAUAUCCACAUGAAAUAGCUAUUUUUCAAAAAGAUAGCGGCUUUCUACGUGCAACACGAUGUGUAGAAGCAAAUGUUCGUUUAGCUAAAAAAUAUGGUGCAAUAGUUCACGAGAAUACAAAAGUUCAAGAAGUUUAUACAAGAGAUAAUAAAACUUUUGUACGAUCAAAUUCAGGUGAAGAAGAAUAUGAUCGUGUUAUUGUAACUGCAGGUCCAUGGAUGAGUUCAUUAUUUAAAUCUCUAGAUUUACCAUUAGUUACAACACGUCAACAGAUUGUCUAUCUUAAUAUAAAUGAUCAUAAUGAAUAUUUUCAAGCUAAUGGAACUUUUCCUGUAUGGAUCGAUUCAACAGAUAAUCUGUAUGGUUUUCCAAAUGAUGGCCAGAUUACUGGUAUUAAAUUAGCGUAUCAUCAUUGUGGCGAAGUAAUAUCGGAUUUAGGUGCUGAACGAGCUCCCGUUGAUGAAAGUUAUAUAGAAGAGAUUCGUGGUUAUGCUAAAAAACGCUUUCCAAAUCUAGGUUCCGAUGUAACCUAUAGUCAAACAUGCGUUUAUACAAAUACGCCAAAUGCAGAUUUUAUAAUUGAUCGUGUACCCAAUCAAUCCAAUGUAUUUUUAGUUAGUGGCUGUUCGGGACAUGGCUUUAAGUUUACAGUUUUAUUGGGAAAAAUCAUUUCCAUGAUGGCAACAGAUGAUAAUGGAUAUAAAAGAGAUUUAAGUCGUUUUAAAAUUAGUAACUUUUUAUAA